AUGGCUACAAUUGUGGACGUCGCAUACACUCCUAAGGUCGUACCUGGUGGAUGGACGCCCAGUGCCCCUUCUUCUUCCAAGAUACAAGUGGGAGAAGCGAAACCCCUCUUCCCGGCUGGUCUUUCAUACCUUUCUCACGUGCGCCGACAGAAGGAGAACCUUACGUUUGAGCAGCUGGAUAAGAUUCAUGCGGAGGAGGCAGCCAGACAUGCAGAACUCAAUGCAGAUGAUGCCGAAGAGGAGCAGUACAGAGGUAUUGCGGAGGAAGAGGAAAGCGAAGACUUGUUGAUGCGCGAUCCCAAAGACUGGAAGAAUCAAGACCACUAUGCGGUGCUUGGGUUGUCGCAUCUGAGGUACAAGGCUACACAAGACCAGAUCAAAAUUGCCAACAGGAGGAAGGUACUCAAGCAUCACCCCGACAAGAAGUCUGGACUUCCUGGCCACAGCUCCAACGAUGAUGCAUUCUUCAAGUGUAUUGCCAAAGCCUUUGAAAUCCUCUCUCAUCCCGAGAAAAGACGCCAAUUCGACUCGUGCGACCCACAUUUUUUGUCGUUAGAAGAUGAGGUUCCGAGUGUUGCUGAUAUGGCUAAGCGCAAGCCAGAGGACUUCUUUAAAGAGUUCGGUCCUAUCUUUGAACGCGAAGCCCGCUUCUCUAAAAAUGAGCCAGUUCCUAUGCUUGGCGCGAUAGAUGCGACGAAGGAUGAAGUCGAGGGCUUCUACAACUUUUGGUACAACUUUGACUCGUGGAGGAGUUUCGAGUACAUGGACAAGGAGGUCAACGAAGGAUCCGACAACCGCGACGAAAAACGCUACGCUGAAAAGAAGAACCGUGCUGAGCGGGCCAGGCGUAAAAAGGAUGACAAUGCGCGAGUGCGGACGUUGGUGGACACAGCGAUGCAAAUCGACCCCCGCCUGAAGCGUAUUAAGCAAGAAGAAAAGGAAGCGCGUGAGGCGAAGAAGCGUGCCAAGUCGGGUCAGCCGGCUGGUCCUACCGCAGAAGAGAAGAAAAAGGCCGAAGAAGAAGAGAAGAGAAAGGCUGAAGAGGCCAAGGCCAAAGAAGAGGCGGAGAAGGCAGAUGCUAAGAAGGCGAAGGCUGCUGCUGCGAAUGCGGCCAAGAAGGCGCGUCGUGCGGCGAGGGCUGCCGAGGGUGGUGCUGCUCCAUCCUGA
Messenger RNA from Rhizoctonia solani, 1167 nucleotides. Its product is annotated as DnaJ domain protein. The coding region runs from base 1 to 1167 and encodes 388 amino acids. The transcript is spliced from 8 exons. Gene Ontology annotation, cellular component: cytosol. Gene Ontology annotation, molecular function: Hsp70 protein binding; ribosome binding. NCBI's taxonomy places the organism in Eukaryota, Fungi, Basidiomycota, Agaricomycetes, Cantharellales, Ceratobasidiaceae. Gene Ontology annotation, biological process: regulation of translational fidelity; 'de novo' cotranslational protein folding. The record is from RefSeq and is a predicted model, not a curated record.